Messenger RNA from Colossoma macropomum (tambaqui), 2232 nucleotides. RefSeq lists its product as uncharacterized. Lineage: Eukaryota; Metazoa; Chordata; Actinopteri; Characiformes; Serrasalmidae. The record is from RefSeq and is a predicted model, not a curated record. The transcript has 7 exons. Bases 547 to 1194 code for a protein of 215 amino acids.
UUUAGUUCAGUCCUCGUGAGUUUAAAAACCUGAUCGCUUGAGGGACAAAGCUGUUGCUGAGUCUGGCAGUGAUGGCACGGAUGCUCCGGUACCUUCUGCCAGACGGCAGCAGUGAAAAAAGUCUGUGUGAGGGAUGGAUGGGGUCGUUCACGAUGCUGGUGGCUUUGCGGAUGCAGCGUGUGGUGUAGAUGUCCAUGAUGGAGGGGAGAGAGACCCCGAUGAUCUUCUCCGCUGUCCUCACUAUGCGCUGUAGGAUCUUGCGGUCGUAGGCGGUGCAAUUCCCAAACCAGGCGAUGAUGCGGCUGCUCAGAAUGCUCUCCACAGUCCCCCUGUAGAACAUGGACCUUCUAGAAGGACACACAUACAAAACAAUAAAUACAGGAUUAUACAGAGAUAGUCUUGGAGGUGGUGAGUCUAUUUUACCAGCUGCCAUGUUUUUGUUUAUAACAAGAUUUAAAAAGGCAAACAUUCUGUUAAAUGAUUAAUAAAUACAAAGACUGAGUUCUAUCGAAACGCAUUAAAGUGAGUGUGGUGACGUAUUUGUAGAUGCUCUAUUCGAUAAGGUGCCCUGCGAUGGACUGGCAAUCUGUCCAGGGUGUAUCCUGCCUUCCGCCCAAUGACAGCUGGAAUAGGCUCCAGCACCCCCCACGACCCAGAGGGGAGAAAGAUAAUGAUCCUCUGUUGAAGAAAAUGAACAGUUUGUCUCUUGUGGUGGCAAUAGUGCUGUCCUCAUUACUGGUCAAACAUGGAGCAUCUGAUGAUGGCCCUCUGAUACAACAGACCUCUGACACAAGCCAGCCCACACUGAAGAAGCACUACACUUUAAACGAGACUUCCCAUGAAGAUACUAUGAAUGCUACUGUAGCGCCAAUCCAAAAUGCCACCAAAGCUCCUGAGGGUCUCUACAACUCUACAAAUGCUGUGGAGAGUUCAGAAAGUGGGAUAUCAGGCAGCGGGUCCUGGGUUUGGGUGGUCUGUGUCAUUGUGGUCAUUCUACUUCUCAUUCCUGUAAUCUUGCUACUUGUGCCAAGCUUCAGGCAGAGAAUGAAGUUUUUCCCAGCCAGUGCCUCCACAGGGAUGAGUGCCCUUCAGGAAAUGCCUCAAACAAAACAGGAUGCGACAGAGAUCCAAUGGGACCUUGCCUGGAUGGAGAUGGCCAAUUUGCUGGACAAACAGCAUUAUCCUGGCAGCUGACCAGGGUCUUACUAAAGAAAUCCCAAUACAACACUGCAGAACCUCAAUAUGUACAUCGACUGGCCACUUCAUUAAAACUACCUCUUUGUUUUUACUCUCACUGUCUGUUUUAUCAGCUCAACAUACCUGAUAGAUGCACUUUGUAUUUCUGCAAUUACAGACUGUAGUUCAUCUACAAACUCCAGCAGUGCUGCUGCGUCUGAUCCAUUCAUACCAGCGCAACACAGACUCACGUCACUGUCACUACAGUGCCGAAAAUGAUCCACCACCCAAAUGAAACCUGCUCUUUGCUGGUCCUGUGGGGGCUCUGACCAUUGAAGAAGCUGAUAAAAUGGACAAUGAGUGUAGAAACAAGGAGGUGGUUUUAAUGAAGUGGCUGGUCAAUGUAUGGUACAUAGGAUACUGAGAUCCACAUGUCGUUGCUAAUGUGUGAAUUUCUUCAAACUGCAUGUGGAUGUUCAGAGAUUUUAGAAAGUGAAUGAGAAUCCAAAGCUAUUCAUUUCAAUCAUGGCGUGGAGCAGUGGUUCUUAGACUGGUCCUCAGGACCCCCUUGGACAGUCCACAUUUCAGUCAGUCAGGUUCUCUCGGCCUGUUUUUGUGAUUGUUGUGGGCUGAAACGCUUUAAUUAAGGCUUUUGUUUUUGAUACAUUUUGAUAAAUAUUUUAUCUGUAAUAUUCCUUGGCAAAUGUCAUCAUCCCUGCAUUAUCAAUGGCUUCUCAGCAUGUAGCACCAAAGAUUACAAUAAAUGCGAAAGAAUUUAUACAAUUUAUGUGUUUAAUGCAGAAAUAAUGCCGUGAUUAGAAACAUUUAUGAGCCCUUGCAACCUUUGCUAACGUUUAUUCGUGAUCAGAAUUCCCGGAGGGAAUUUUCAAAAUCCCUGUGAACUGGGAUCCAGGUCAGAGCAAAAAUAUAACCCAUCUGUGGACCGGUUUGAGAACCACUGAAUCAGAGGACUUUUGGUUGUUAAACUGUUGACAUCUAUCAGUUGGCAAAUGUGUUGAUCCUCUAAAAUAAAAGGCAUAUGAGCUGUUACAUUAA